CUGCUGUUGCUACUGCUGGGGCCGGCCUGGGCCGCGAAGGAGAAGUGUCUCACCAAGAAGUACACCACCAGCGGGGAAUGCUGCAGAGCCUGCAACCUGGGAGAAGGGGUAGCGCAGCCCUGUGGGGUGAAUCAGACGGUCUGUGAGCCAUGCCUGGACAGCGUGACCUACUCGGACACCGUCAGUGCCACGGAGGCGUGCAAGCCGUGCACAGAGUGCGUGGGCCUGCAGAGCAUGUCAGCUCCCUGCGUGGAGUCGGACGACGCCGUCUGCAAAUGCAUCUACGGCUACUACCAGGACGAGGGGAGCGGCCAAUGCAAGGAAUGUGACAUCUGCGAGGUGGGCUACGGCCUGAUGUUCCCGUGCGGGUACACUCAGAACACCGUCUGCGAGGAGUGCCCCGACGGGACCUUCUCCGAUGAAGCCAACCACAUGGACCCCUGCUUGCCCUGCACCAUCUGUGAGGAGAACGAGAUCUUGAUCAAGGAGUGCACCCCGAUAUCCGAUGCCAAGUGCAGAGAUCUUCACCCGCGCUGGACGCCUCGGACCCCGACCCUGAUGGGGUCUGACAGCCCCAUGCCUUUCACCAAAGACCCGUACGAUACCGAAGGCAUCGCCAGCACCCUCGCAGAUACAGUCACCACCGUCCUGGGUAGCUCCCAGCCAGUCGUGAGCCGCGGCACUGCCGAUAACCUCAUCCCUGUCUACUGCUCCAUCCUGGCAGCCGUGGUGGUGGGGCUAGUGGCCUACAUUGCUUUCAAAAGGUGGAAUAGCUGCAAACAGAACAAACAGGGCGCCAACAACCGCCCUGUCAACCAGACCCCCUCUCCGGAAGGAGAGAAGCUUCACAGCGACAGCGGGAUCUCCGUGGACAGCCAGAGCCUUCACGACCAACAGCCACCAACACAGACCGCACAGGUGCAGGCUCUGAAAGGAGACGGGAACCUCUACACCAGCCUGCCGCCUAACAAGCAAGAGGAGGUGGAGAAGCUGCUGAACAGUUCCCCGGAGGACACCUGGCGCCACCUGGCGGGGGAGCUGGGCUACAAGGAGGAUCACAUAGACUCCUUCACGCAGGAGGAGUGCCCUGUCCGGGCCCUGCUCUCCGACUGGUCCAGCAAGGACAGCGCCACCAUGGACGCCCUUUAUGCCGCCCUGCGCCGAAUCCAGCGGGGAGACAUUGUGGAGAGCUUGUACAGCGAGUCGACCGCCACGUCGCCGGUGUGA
Molecule: messenger RNA, 1227 nt
Organism: Emys orbicularis (European pond turtle)
Lineage: Eukaryota; Metazoa; Chordata; Testudines; Emydidae
Gene: NGFR
Product: nerve growth factor receptor
Exons: 6
Coding region: 235-1227 (330 amino acids)
Biological process (GO): Rho protein signal transduction
Cellular component (GO): cell surface; plasma membrane
Molecular function (GO): death receptor activity; coreceptor activity; nerve growth factor binding
Source: RefSeq, a predicted model, not a curated record